AAAUUUUGUAAUAAAUAGUAGACAAUAAUUAGCAUAACGUAAUAUCAGAUAGUGAUUCUACAGUUUUAAUUAUUUGUGAGUGACAGUCGAUUAAUUAAUAUCGUAGUUAAUUGUGCAAUUGAUUAAAAGAUGAGCGACAUGGAAUCGAGCGAUGGUAAUAGUUCACAGCAGAGCAGAAUCGAAAAAUUAGGCUUUAAACCCCAGAAAGAGAUAAUUUAUAACAGACUUUUACCUUAUUGGGAUGAACUGGACGAUGAAUCGCAGGUAUUAUUAAGUGACAUCAAGGAAAACUUGGCUAAGGCGAUACUUAAUCGUGAAAUGCGGCCAGGGGUCUGUGUAUGGACAUCUCGAUUGAUUAGAUAUAUUAAAAUAUAUGGAUUGAAAUUUUCCAAAGAGGAUCAUGUUGCUUUCAUUCAUUUGAUAUUCGAGCUGUGCACGAUACCGAAAUUAGAUCCUACAAAAAUUUCGAAGUUCAGUACUCUUCUUACCAUGUUAUUAAAAAAAAGAAAAACGUUAUCGAGAAACGAUUUAGUUUUACCAUGGAGGCCUUUGUAUAAUUUAUACUAUGAUGUUUUAAUUAAGUCUGGUGAUGAACGACAAAUGUAUAGAUAUUUCUCGCCUGAAAAGAAAGCAGACGCUCAGCCAAAUGGACUGCAGGCUUUGGUUGCGAAGUAUUUUGGUUUGGAUUUUGAUAUAUUCCACACGGUCCAAAAAGAAGAACUGAAUUUGGCGCAAAGUUUGAAAACCAUGAUAAUUCUGUGUAAGCAUUAUUUUGCCAAAGAAGCUACAAGGGAAAUUCUAGAUGAACUCAUUCCGUUGAUGUGUCCAUUCGAUUUAAGAACAAUUGAAGAAACAAUGGACCUUUUAACCAUGUUUCUUCCAACAAGUCUUCCCAUUGAAUUAAGCCACAUUGGACACGAACUCUGGUUCAAGAAUUUAAUGGAUUUGUGGGAUAAUUCCAACUAUGAACACUUCUGGGGAAUGGAUGUUCUGCAACUGAUGUCUUACCUAGCGAUGCACCAUAUAGGCCACAUAGACUGGGAGCCGUACAUACCGAUGAUAUUUUCAAGAAUUUUACGUAGUUUUGGUUUGCCUGUCGCUUUUAAACAAGUUCCAAAUAUGAAAAGACAUGCUUACGAAGCCAACCAUAUUGCUUCUUGGAUCGUUUCAGUUCUCGGUCCAAAAAGCUCAGGCCAAAAACACUUGGACAACUUCAUAUCUGCGAUUGAGACUUACUUGUAUCCUGCAAACAGUGGAAGUUGGGUCUACAGUUUACGUUCAGUGGUUUCAAAACUGCCUCAAUUAUUCAUAGAACGUGUAGCCCGCGAACGUUACAACCAACAAUUCUGGGAAAAUCCAAUCCCCGAAGAACACAAGUUGACCGAUGAAGAUAUCUUAAAAUUUGUAGAGUGUUUGAAGCCCAUAGCAAUGCAGACGAUGUUCUCGUCCAUGGCUUCCAAUGACCAGACAUCGAUGGUGCAGAGUUUGGCACUUCUUUGUCCAAGUGUUAUGAUUCCUCCGAUUAUUGAGAGGAUGUAUGCCAGUUUGGAUUCUUUGACGGAGCCUCAUAAGUUGACUUCUUGUAUGAUUAGUUUGGUAUCGGUGGCUAGACCUUUGGUGGAUGGUUUUAGGAAUGGAUAUAAGGAAGGACCUACGCAUAUUUUGCCGCUGCUUUAUGCUACAUUACCAGGUAUAGAUGCCAACGACUUCAAGAAAUCUCUGGUUACAUCACAUUUUAUUUCAAUUUUUGCAAUGAUGAUACCAUUUGUGGAUUCCUCUCAAGCCUUUCAAUACCACAAAAAUCUAACCGAGGAGGAACAUGCAUUGUGCGAAGCCACUGCCGGAUUUCAAGACUUUGUUUUGCAAUAUUUAGAUAGGAUAUUUUUACUAAUCGAAUCUAGUACUUUUGAAUCUACUCGCAUGGAACAGAAUGAUACUGAUACUGUUCGUAGUCGACUCGAAUCAGCUUCUGAGAUGACACAUGCUUCUACAACGGCUAUAUUACUUAUUCAGUGCUCUCCGGAAAUUUAUAAGGAUGCUUUGCGAAAAUUAUUUUCAUUCGCAACAACAAAGCGUUUUGAGAUCAAAGUUUCCGGGCAGUUCAUGGCAUCAAUUUGCAAAACGUUCUCCAUUAUCAACGGAGAAGAAACUUUAAAACUAUUUGUGCCUUAUUUAAUUCAAUCUAUAAACGAAAAAUUUGCUGAACAUGAAAACAUUCAAACCGAAGAAACCAUUGACAUGGAAUGUUUGUACCACAUGCAAUUAUUAGGAGCUGUCCUGGACACAAAUGGUACCUGCAUUCUGCCUUAUUUAAAAGAUGUCCUAGCAAUUCUUGAUGUGGGUUUACAUAUGGCAUGCAGGGAUGCUUCGAGUUCUUCAGCUCAUAUUUUGAGAGUCAUUUUAUCCAAUUUGACGAAUAUUUUGAUAUUGGAUUUUAAAAGUAGUCUCAACAUCCACAAACCGAUCAGUGAGUACUUGUCCAUUCGAGAAUGGGGCUACAGGCCUGAUGAUAUCAUGGAUGCUAAUUUAAACUGGCAUGUGCCAAAUGAUGAUGAAAUCAAAGCUGCCAAGGAAAUUGUUUUGAGAUAUCUACCCAAAGAACUCGAGGAUAUUGAAAGGUAUUCAAAUGGUGACUUGGAGUUGAAACGACAGGAUUUGCUGAAGAAACUGAGUGUUAUCAUGGAAAUUCUGACUGGGGCUUCUUUGAUAUUCCCGAUUUGGGAGGAGAAGGCUCUUGAUUUGGUGGAAAGUGUGUUACCCCAAAAGGACUUUGUGACGUGCACUGGAGCAAAACACGAAUUGCAUUUACCAAAUGGUGAAAAUAUACGAAAGGCAAUAAUACGAUGUCUUGAUAAAUUGCAGAAGAAGCUUUUGGACAACUCUGCUGACGACAUCAAAUCUUUGAUAGCCUUAAGCUCCAUAUGGGAGACGGUGUUGUUCCGGAAGCCUCGUUUUGGACACAUCGAUAAUUUGCAGCGUAAUUUUAAAAUAAUGAAAAGGAUUUUGUAUGAUAAGUUGACCGAUAAGAAAAGACAUACCAGGCAUAUGAUUGUGGAAAGGACUCGUAUGCAACAUGAAUUCAGAUUGGAAUCUGAUCAGCAGAAAUUGACUGCUACUCAUUCUUUGGUUCUGCACAAUUUGCUGGAACUUAGCACCAGCUAUUACAGCAGCGUAAGAAAACAUGCUCAAUCUCAAUUCCUGAAAGUCUUAUCCACAAUACCAUAUUCUUAUAUAGAUAUAUUGCCGAAGUUAGUCGAAUAUUUAUCCAUCGACAGUACUGAACAGCACGAAAAAUUCAAGGGCGUUUUGUAUUUACUAAUAUUGAUGAAACACAGAUCUCUAAUUUGCAAAUUUGAUUGGAAUGUAGUAUCACAAUUGUGGCCAGCUUUACUUAAAUCAAAACCGUCUGAGAAACCUUCAAUUGUUGGACUCAUCGAUACUUGUAAAGACAUUGUGCACAAAUAUUUUCCAACAAUUAUACUUACUGUAGAGUUUCCCAAAGCUUUAAUAACAUCCGCAGAGAAUUUAUUAAAAUUGAGUUCUGGUCAAGGUGCAGGAGAUGGUCUUAUUAAAUUUCCAGAUGAAAAUGCGAGUUUGGAAUAUUGUCGGAAAAUCAACGAAGCAAAUCUCAGGACAUAUCACAAACUACUUGAUGAUAUUCUUACUGUUAUACAAAACCCCAAUGUCCAUUGGAGGUAUGUCAAUACUGGUCUAUCGAUGGCACGUGACUUGGGUCAUUUCGAUCCUGGUGCAAAAUAUUCUGCAAAAUGCGUCAGGUUUUUCCUGCACGAAUUGAUCUGUGGUGUCCUGGAAAGACGAAAAAUUGCCAUUCGACUUAUGAAUUUAGUUAUGCAACAACAUAAACGCAAACACAAGAUUGUUGAAGUUGAUAAAACACAAUUAAUCGAGUCUGGACAGGAUCAGAAAAAUUGCAACGAUGAUGUAAUGGAAAUUACAAGUUGGGGUUUAAGACCAGACAACUCCUGGUUGUGUUACAACAGUACAAAUAUUCCCAAAUGUGAAAAAGAAUGGAACGAUAUGCGAGUUCUCAAGAAUCCGUCCAUGGGCUAUACUAAAUGGCCUAAGGUUUUAAAAAUUUAUGCACCAUUAUCUGAACAGCCUAAUCCUGAUCGUACCAGGGAUGAACUUAAUGAUGUUGAACGAGAGAUAUAUGACUUUUUUAUGGAUAAAGAGAAUAUGGACAAGCUUGUAAAGUAUUUGUCGAUAGAAGAUAAGAAGGGACAGGAUAAAUUUAAUAGCCAUCGAUUUUUAUUCUUCAAGAGUUUAUUUAGAGACUUCGGUACAGCAUUUUUGGACCAAGUCGUUGACCAUUUAGAAAAAUUAGUUGUAUCAACAGAAGAGAGCCACCAAAGGGCUGGUUCUGAAAUGUUAUCAGGGCUGAUCAAAGGGUCUAAACAUUGGUCAUUUAGUAUGGUGGAACGGUUGAAGGAAAAAGUCUUGCCUAUUAUACAAAACGCUUUGAAUUCUACCAUGCCAGAAACUAUAAUGGAUUGGAGUGUAUGUUUUGCAACUGCUGCACAUGACCCGAGAAAACAAUAUUGGUUGAUCGAGACGUUGAUGGAUAAUCCGUUGAGAAAUAGUUCAUCACAUAUCGACUGUGGAAGAUUGUACGUUUUACAAGGUGUUCUGCAUCAACAUUUAUGGAAAUCUUCAGAAUCUUUAAGAAAAUUAUUAGAGUACAUAAAACCACACUUGAGUCACCAAUUUCAAAAUGUACGCGAACGUAUAUCCAGUCUUUUAGUAAAUGUGAUGGACUGCGAUUCAACAAUAUCCAACCUUCAAGACAUAGUUUCUCCGAAGAUGUCUGAAAUCAUUGACUUUGUUUUGCCACAAUUUAAAAUAUUGCAAGAGUCGAAUGAAACAAAUGGUGGUGUUAAAAAUUGCACGAAUAAUUCUCGUGUCGAUGUAGUAAAUGAUUUGAACAGUCUCAGUUUAAUCGAUGGUGAUCGAGCUGUUGCAAUUAGAUUGUUGAAAACAGUUCUGAAGUGGUUAACAGUGGCUUUCCACAUAUCUCAAUAUCCAGCUCGUGAAUCCUUCUACAAACUUUUACCAAUUGCUUGUCGAUUGGAAAACAGUGAGCAAGACUCCGAAUUGGCAACAUAUUGUGGCAACUUCAUCAGUUCUUUGGCACAAGCCUAUCAUCCUUCGUAUAUGUUGAAUGAAGCUUUGCAUUCAAUAGAAAAUAUAACUUCUACCGGUGUAUGGUGGUCCAGAUGCAAUGCUUUAGAUUUUAUGCAAGUUAUGGUUUUCCAUAACAUGUCUUCACUUCUUUGCGAAGUUGAUCAUGUCAGAAAAGUUCUAAAUAUUGUCUUAAGUUUACUCGAGGAUUCCAGGUUGGAAGUACGUGAAAAGGCUGGACAAGUUUUGUGCGGGUUAUUGCACUGCAACUUUAUUUUGGAACAGGAACAAUUAUUGGAUAAUUUUAAAAUGAAGUCCAAGACUAAGUUGCGCAAAAUUCGGGAAAGAGCAGGAACUAAAAAUGCAGCUGCAGAUAAUAUGGAAACUGUGAGCACAGGAUUUAGUCCUCAUUGGGAAGGAAUGUCUGUAAGGACUCGUCACACGGCUGUUCUAGGAAUGUGUGCCUUUAUAUCUGCUUAUCCUUACGAUGUGCCUGAUUUUAUGCCAGAUGUAUUCGCCCAAUUGGGAGUACACCUGAAUGACCCUGAACCCAUUCCAUCUACAAUUAGAAAAACACUAGGUGAUUUCAAACGAACACAUCACGAUAAUUGGGAAACACACAAAUUGAAAUUCACAGACGAACAAUUGACAGUACUCGGUGAAUUGGUUGUUCCUCCCUCUUAUUAUGUAUAACAGUACCUGAUAUUAGAUCUAUUAUUUAAUAAAAGACAUAUUAAUUAUAAUAGUUUAAUUUAAUGCAUACUUAUAAUAUAAUCAGGUUGUUGAUGGUGAUUUUUGUGUAAGGUGUUAUGUUUAGAUUGUUUUUAUAAUAUAUUAUUGUACUUUAUUAAAAUGUAACG
This is a messenger RNA of Ctenocephalides felis (cat flea), 5999 nucleotides long. Its product is annotated as proteasome activator complex subunit 4A-like. Gene Ontology annotation, molecular function: peptidase activator activity; proteasome binding. The record is from RefSeq and is a predicted model, not a curated record. Gene Ontology annotation, biological process: proteasomal ubiquitin-independent protein catabolic process. The coding region runs from base 130 to 5832 and encodes 1900 amino acids. Gene Ontology annotation, cellular component: cytosol; nucleus. NCBI's taxonomy places the organism in Eukaryota, Metazoa, Arthropoda, Insecta, Siphonaptera, Pulicidae. The transcript has 27 exons.